Molecule: messenger RNA, 897 nt
Organism: Sparassis crispa
Lineage: Eukaryota; Fungi; Basidiomycota; Agaricomycetes; Polyporales; Sparassidaceae
Product: polysaccharide lyase family 14 protein
Exons: 6
Coding region: 1-897 (298 amino acids)
Source: RefSeq, a predicted model, not a curated record
AUGUUUUGUCUACCAUUUUUCUUAGCCAACGCCAUAGGCUUCGCUGCCGCGCAGACCUCGUCUGCAUCGGCGAUCGCGUCUCAGUAUUCCCUCUCGACCAGCACGAAGCUCCCCAUGCCGACCAAGACGAUGGCCUCCUCCUCGGCGACGUCGUUUGUCAAGGCCUCUUGGGCUGCUACGGGCGUUGACGGCGCCCCCAACAUGGCAUUCGUGCCUGAUCCAUUCCCCACGGCCACUGCGUCUCCCGUGCUGCGAGUGACGUAUCCGAGCGGCAGCUACUCGCACCCUAACACCGCGGGCGCACAAUUCUAUUCGCACUGGGAGGCGCCAUCUGGGACGAAAUGGCAUUCGAUGCUGCUAUCGUACGAGGUUGCGUUCGACAGCGGCUUCACGUGGGUGAAGGGCGGCAAGCUGCCUGGCCUCCGCGGUGGUACGGACACCGCGGACUGUUCGGGCGGACACAUUGCGAACGGGUCGAACUGCUUCUCGUCGCGUCUGAUGUGGCGGACGAAUGGCGCCGGAGAAGUCUACGCGUACUUUCUCCUUCCCGAAGGUCUUUGUAAUGACCCCGACUUCAUCUGUAAUGCGGAUAACUACGGUACGAGCAUCGAUCGCGGAUCAUUCUCCUGGAACUCUGGAGAGUGGAGCAAAGUAACAUUGCUCGUACGGCUCAACAAUCCCGUGGAUAAUGCUAAUGGCCAGGUCACACUAUACCAUGACGAUGUGGAGGCACUUCACGAGUCGAACCUACAGUACCGCAAUAGCUCGGUCGUUGAUAUCGGCGGAUUGUUCUUCUCCACAUUCUUCGGAAGAAGCACAUCUGAUUGGGCGCCGCCGAGCGACAUGCAUGCGUACUUUCGCAAUUUCGAGAUGUGGGCCGCGAGCGUGGCGGUGUGA